Messenger RNA from Thrips palmi, 2838 nucleotides. RefSeq names its product dual specificity protein phosphatase MPK-4-like. Gene Ontology annotation, cellular component: nucleus. The transcript has 9 exons. The record is from RefSeq and is a predicted model, not a curated record. Gene Ontology annotation, molecular function: protein tyrosine/serine/threonine phosphatase activity. NCBI's taxonomy places the organism in Eukaryota, Metazoa, Arthropoda, Insecta, Thysanoptera, Thripidae. The coding region runs from base 178 to 1230 and encodes 350 amino acids. Gene Ontology annotation, biological process: protein dephosphorylation.
AAAACAAAAUACUCUUUAGUACCUAUAAACAUCGAAUAUGACGGAAAGACUUAAACCACAAAAUGAAGUGAGGGCAGUACCAACUUAAAAAAUCGAUUCCGUCGAUCUGUUGUUUUCCCUGGUCCAUUUCGUCUGCUAGAAUCUUUUCGCGGGUUUGCAAGCUACCAGUCAGCUGUGAUGAGUAAACUAAAAGACACGGGAGUUCUCCUAAGAGAGGAUUUCGAUGCUGGACCAACCAAUUUGGAUGAAAUUGAGCCUGGCCUUUGGUUGGGAAACCUGACAGCAGCCACUGACAAGGAAACGUUGCAGGCUCAUGGGAUCUCACAUAUACUUACUGUUGAUUCUUGCUCAUUACCAAAUAAUAUCACGGAACAACCUGGCAUGGUCACAAAGUUUAUCAAAGUUACAGACACAUCUCAAGAGGACUUACUCAGCAUUCUUGACAGUGCAGUUUCUUUUAUCAUCUCAUCUCUUGAGAAUGGAGUUCUUCUUGUGCAUUGCUAUUUUGGAGUAUCUCGGAGUGCGGCUGUUGUUAUAGCAUACCUCAUGCAAAAAUACAAAAUUUCAUUCGAAUCUGCUUUUGAAAAAGCCAAAGAAAAGAGACGAUUUGUGGGGCCCAAUUCAGGGUUUCAAUCUCAGUUGAAACUUUACCACACCAUGGGCUGGAAGAUAGAUCCCACCAACCCACAGUACAAACUCUUCCGUCUUCAUUGUGCAGCCUACCAUGUUAGCAAAGCAAGGAUCCUACCAACUGCAUUCUUGGACUUGGUGCAACCAGAUCCAGCUUUGAUCAGAGCUCAGCCAGAGCCUUUAGUGUAUCGCUGCCGUAAAUGCAGGAGAAUUGUAGCAUCUGCUUCAAAUAUGCUCCCACACAUUCCCAAGGAGAGCCCAAAAUGGACCGACCCUCGUCUGACUGAACUCAUGCAGUGCGCAGGAAAAGGUGGCAUUAAAACACCCCAACCACCAGAUACUGCUGGGGACAAUAGUGUUUCUGUUCCACCAGCAUGUCAGGAGACUUACUUUGUGGAGCCUCUAGGGUGGAUGACUGAAGUCACACACCAGCAGCAAGGCAAAUUGAAUUGCCCCAAGUGUGUCACUAAACUGGGAUCGUUUAGUUGGAUCAUGGGAUGCCAAUGUCCGUGUGGUGCCAAAGUGUCACCAGCAUUUUAUUUAGUCCCCUCAAAGGUUGAGUGGAGUAACUUUGUGCAGAAUGUUCAGGUUACAGUUUGAAUAACUUUGCAUAGUUAUCAUUUUAUUGGGUCUUUUCUUUAAUCUUGUAUUCCACAGUUUCCUAAUUUAUUUCAUGCCUUAAUUAAUUGAGAGAAAUGUGGUUAUAAUUUUGUGAUUUGUCAUUUGGUCUCAAAACCUUUUAUAUCAGACUGUUACUUUUACUUUGCUUCCAUAAUUUUGCCAUCCAUUUUUGUGUAUGUCUCUCUGUGAUUCCUGUGCCAAUGUGUUCUUCUUGUUUGUUGUAUAUUGUGUUAUGAUACCGCAUUCUAUAUCAAAUCAGAUGGUCCUGAGAAAUCAUCAUGAACACCUGGUUCCAUUCUUAUAUAGAAAUGUUUAUGGGUCCAUUUGGACAGGCUUGCGAGGCUGAAGCACAAAGAAAGAUAUUCCAUACACUUUGCUUUCUGCUGCUAAUGAAAGUCUUAUCAUUACCUCUUUUUGAGUACAAUCAUUUGAAAGCCUUAGAAAUUUUCUGUAGUGGUGCUAAUUGUUUACAGAAAGUGUAGUGCAGUGGUUGUUACCAUAGAAUUCAGAUAGCAUGGAUAAUAUACCGUAUUUGUAGCUAUGAAUCACAUUGUUAAUGACGAUGUUUAACUUUACCUCAUAUUGUAUUGAUUCCAUUAACUGUGAUGCACAGUAUUUAAAUAAUAUAUUGUUAGAAAUUUUUCUGAAUUGUGGUAAGUUAAAAUUCUAUUUGAUUGUGGCGGAUGAAAUUUUUCUGUGUGUAUGUGUGCCUUGUUUUGGCUCCAUCUGGAAUUGUGUAGGAAGACAAUAUAAUGAAAAUUCUAAACCUGUUGACUGUUACAUUGCUUUGAUUUUACUCGUGUGUCUAAAAGAGAGCUUUACAAAAGCUGUUCCAGACUGUGUUUCUCAUUAUUGUAUUACAAAUGUGAUAUUUAAUAAAAGUGUUACUGAAUUUUUAAAAAUAUAUGUCAGUUUUCAAAGUGCUAACUUAUAAGGUAGGUUUUUGAAUGUGUUAUAAAUUUUUACCCAUUUGAUAUGUAUUUGUGAUCUCGUCCUCCUGUAUGAAUUAAUUAGAUAUCUCAGAUAUUCCAGUCUCUGGUGAUUAAAGUUUUGCUUUUUAAGGUGCUGAAUCCUUCUGGAUCAUUGUAGAUUUUUUAAUUUAAAAUUUUUGCACCUUAUUGUUUGUUUAAUUGAUGUGCUUUACAUAAUAACCACCCUUAAAGAUGAAAAUAUACUUUUGAAACGAUUGUGCCUUUCAGUCCAAUUUAUGUACCUCACUUUACCGGUUCUAGUCAUCAAAAAAUAAAUAUUAUUGUGAAUAGAUUUUAAAGGACGAAGAUGCAAUUAAAGACUUUAGCCAUGAAUCCCGAACUACUGACAGAUGUUAUUUGUGUAUUUCAUUCCAGAGUCACGCCAUUGUUGAUAGUUGUGCUAGAAAAUGAGACUUUUAUUCAUUAGGCUUGUAACAGUGAUUUAUAAGGGCCUUAUCUCACAAGUGUAUGGUUCAUAUAUGAUGUUGUUUUGUCCCUUGUUACAAUUUUAAUCACAUUCCAUACCAGAUAUGAUGUUAAAUCUUGUUAAUCUUAUGGUCUUGUCACUGCCAUUUUUCAACUGCAUCUACAUAAAAAUAAAUGUACCCAUGGAAAA